Messenger RNA from Ailuropoda melanoleuca (giant panda), 723 nucleotides. Its product is annotated as tripartite motif-containing protein 72-like. The transcript is spliced from 3 exons. The record is from RefSeq and is a predicted model, not a curated record. NCBI's taxonomy places the organism in Eukaryota, Metazoa, Chordata, Mammalia, Carnivora, Ursidae. Bases 204 to 515 code for a protein of 103 amino acids.
GUUGGGCGUUCUCAACAUCAGGACCAGUGCUGGCAAGGGCCUGGAGACCUGCCCGGGAGUCUCGGGGGUGAUUAGAUGCCCGCCUGCCUGGAGGAGGAGCUGGCCCUGAGGCCGAGCCAGGGAGGGCAGCCCCAUCACCUCUCCACGCCUCACCCCCGCAGACACAGCUGCCUCAGCAGAAGCUGCAGCUGCAGGAGGCGUGCAUGCGCAAGGAGAAGAGCGCGGCCGUUCUGGAACAUCAGCUGACGGAGGUGGAGGAGACGGUGCGUCAGUUCCGGGGGGCUGUCGGGGAGCAGCUGGGCAAGAUGCGGCUGUUCCUGGCUGCACUGGAGGGCUCCUUGGACCGGGAGGCAGAGCGUGUGCGGAGCGAGGCAGGGGUUGCCUUGCGGCGGGAGCUGGGGAGCCUGAACUCUUACCUGGAGCAGCUGCGGCAGAUGGAGAAGGUCCUGGAUGAGGUGGCCGACAAGCCACAGACAGAGUUCCUCAUGAAAUACUGCCUGGUGACCAGCAGGUGAGAUCAACUUGGCCUUGCCCCUUUUCCCAACUUGCCCUAGUCUUCAGGGACACUGGCUGGCUCACCCUCUAAUCACCGCAAGCCUGCACACCCCAUUCCGUCCACUGUGAUCUCCCUGCAUUUGUACUGAGCACAGAAAUGAACGUGACCUGGUCCUUCUCCUCAGGGGCCUCCCAGACUGGUGCUGGGGACGGACCUGGGCGAGGACA